This is a messenger RNA of Marchantia polymorpha subsp. ruderalis, 3748 nucleotides long. The record is from the annotation of a GenBank genome assembly. Lineage: Eukaryota; Viridiplantae; Streptophyta; Marchantiopsida; Marchantiales; Marchantiaceae.
GACAAGGCGAUCGGGCGCAAUCUGGCGAUGGAGGAAGCGCGAUCUGCGCCAGGCGCGAUGGCGACGAGAAGAUGACGCAGUGCGAGGCCCGUCUGCUCCGGGAUGGUGGUUAAGGCCAGGGCUCGGGCCAGAUCCGCACUCGCAGACAAUUCGGGCCUUGGCUGCAUCGCCGCUGCGCUCUCAGCUGGCUGCCGAGGACGGCUCGAGAGUGUCGCUAGCUAGAGAUUGUGGUGAAAUUCGAGGCUGCUCGUCAUGGCCGUGAGCAAUCAAUUGACGAGAGUCAUCCGCGUCAGUUUCGGGAUCGUCUUGACAGUGGCGCUCUUCUCGCUGCUGUCUGCGAUUUUUCUGAGCAGCCGAUCAGAAGACAUUCUCGCGGCCGAUGACGACCUGGGCCGAGCAGACCGAUCUGCUCCUGGCGCGAGUGGCAAAUCCUUGCCAGUCCGUGAAGCCAUGGCUGCUGCCGGCAGCAGGUUUGUCAAGAGCUGGUGCGUUCGGCGGACCGCGAGACAGGAGGAGGUGGAGCAGGUGAUCCAGAACAUGGAGACGCAGGAGAGAUCUCGAGUCUUCGAGAAGAUUUUCCGCGAAGACUACUGGGGCGGAGGCGAGUCUCGAUCCGGGCCUGGCAGUCGCAAGGAUUACACCGCGAAUGUGAGGAAACUACUCGCCUUGGCUAUCAAGACUUACGGCGUCAAAGAGCUUCUGGAUUCUCCCUGUGGAGAUGUGAAUUGGCAAACAUUGACGGAGGGGUUCAAUGCCACCACGUACACGGGCUUCGACAUCGUGCCGGACAUGAUACGCAAGAACGAAGCCACGUUCCAAGGCUGGCCGAACAUGAAAUUCGCCCGGGUCGACUUCACCAACACGCCGAUCGACGAAACCGUGCGCCCGGAUCUCAUCAUCUGCCGCGAUGCGAUCCAGCACAAUGCGCUCAAGGAUGGCCUGCGAGGGCUGGCGAAUUUGGAGAGCACGGGAGCCAAGUACAUUCUGACCAACUGGCACUCGCCGCCGCGCCCGAACAAGGACAUCAAGUUCGGGGACUUUUAUCUGAUCGACGUGUUCACGCGGCCCUUCAAUUUCUCCAAGCCCGAGAUGUUCAUCUCCGAAGGCGUGAAUGGCCACAACUCCGAAGGCAAGUUCGCCGGGCUCUGGAAGCUGCCUGCUCUUCUCAAAGGCGACGGCCGCCCCUUCCGCAUUCCUGAAUCUCUCGUUCUCAAGGCUCGGCAGCACGUGGUGACCAGCGCCGAGCUCGAGGCCGAGCUGAUCAGACUCCAACGACCCGGAGGCCUGCAAGCGUAGCGCUGUGGUUGGUCCUCUCGGUCGCUCGCACUGGUCCUCUUGCUUGGACCAACUGGAUCCCGCAAAUCAAAGAAGAAAUCGGAGUCCUGGUUUCUCUCGAAUGAAGAAUCUGCUCGACUUUCAUGUUUGCCAUCUCCCUGCCUGAGACUUGCAACACAAUCUGAAAGAGGAAUGCGAGGUGAAGGUAGGAGGAAGGAUGGCCGGCUGCCAAGCGCUUUGGCAGAAUCCACAUUUCUGAAUACAGUACUCUUCAAUGCAUCUCGUCUCGCAGCGCUAAUUCUGAUCUGGUUCCAGCAUCUUUGCAGCGAACUGUCACCUAAAUAUUACAGAAAUCCUGAAAUCUAUCACCAUGCACACGCUGCGAGCACGGUCAAGAGUGGUGUAUAGGCAGGCAUGCCGCAAGCGAGAAGAGAAGUGCAUCGGUGAUACCAGACCCCAGCGAUGCAAAGCUGUCCAGAUCGUUCAUCUGGCCGGAUCUUAUGGUAGGCGGACGAGAAAUCGCAGUUAGAAGCUUGUAUUCGCAAUUCCUUCGAGAGAUUAUCCAUCUUGAUUCUCACUUGGGCAAUCCAAACCCGGUCUGGGCGCCAUGACGCGUGAUUUACGCAAUCAUGAAAAGUACUCUGACAUCGUGGGAUCUAUUUCUCGUGCUGCAAUGACAGCGCUGUAAGCUUGCUCAAUACAACCAGGUGUACGAAAAGGAUGAAUGAAAUCAUCAUUCAGGCCUACCAUAAAACAAAAUUUUGGACUCGUCUUCUUCCAGUAUUAAGUACUUCUCAAACAACUCCCCCACUUCAUUAUCCACAUACCAUGGCCUACUGUAACAGUUGAGAUGUAAAGGUCAAGUUUGAGCCACGGAAGACAUAGGCAGUUAUGGAGACACAUUUUCAUGAAAGUAUCCCAGUGAUGAAAGUUCACAGCAAAUGACGAUGAGGAUUCCAAGCUUUUACUUACUUGUCAUGUAUAACCAACUCUUACGUCUGUGAAGCCCAGCCGGCUUCUAUACCAUACUACCCAUAAAGCAAGACAUUGAUUUUUGCAGCCCAUGAGCGAAAGUUUAUUGGCUGCUGAUGAAACCUCUGAGGUGCUCAAGAUUGUGGACAGAUCGUUGGUGCACAUCUUGGGCUUCUUUGUGCGUGUGUAGUUAGGAGGCAACUCUUGAGUUUACAUUAGUACUGGAUUAUUACUUUUUAGUUAGUUUUAGUUAGUUUCCAACAUUUACGCUAACUAUAGUAUCAAGAAUAAAUGUUUAGUCCCUUCAUCAUGCUUUCUCGACCUUAUUUUUGGCGGUGAGGAAGUCGGCCCUGGCUGCUGUUUUUGACCCGCCUUUCGCUUCUUCACUUUUGUAGGUGAUUAUUGGAAAAGCUUUACAUUUAGGACUUUGAACCGGCUUUCCCGUAGAUCCCACGAAUCCUACAUUUCCUAAGACUUUCUCUUCAAUUCACUUAUGUGCCUUGCCUGUGCUGGAAAAAACUAUGUCAAUCAUCAGGUUUUUCUUCUAAUGUAAUACUGAAAAUGUAGAAUGAUUACUCUGCAUACUAAGGCUGAACUGAAGCUCGUGGGGAAGUGAUCAAUUAGAAUUUUUUUCGUAGAUUUGGUGAUCCGGUGAAGUUAUUGUCCAAGUUUCAGGCUCGGAGACUUCUCUCUUGAUUGAUAGACCAGGUCAGUCUUUUGACCUUUAGUGAUGCAAUUAUGACAGGGUUUGAUUCGAUCAUCAUUGUGUAGUUUGCUCGUAGAAGUAGCUGAAUGCAUACACAACUUGGAUGCAAACGGGGUGCAUCUACUACACUCAGUGCAGUGAUGGUACUCAGGACGUUGUGUUUUGGCACCAUACUGUAUGGUUCCAUACACCACCACGUAGAGUAGUUAAGCAAUGUGGAUCAGUGAUGCAUUGACACUUUUAUCAUUAUCAACACACAAAUUAGUAUCAUGGGCGGCGUAUACGGAAAGAAUCGGAAGUUUCCAUGGAUUGUAUGUGUCACUUGCAAGUGACUUAGUCCGCGGUAUGAAGUUCGAACUACAUCUUAUUCAUCAUAAUCCGGCCUGCUUAAUGUAGGCGAUCGUGUGUCGCCAUGCCAGCGCGCCUACUCAUGCUUCCCUUCACUUCUGGGUGGCAGUCGCGUUAUGGUUGGUUAUUGAGAGGAAUAGGAGGUUUUGUGUGGCUUCUAAGCAUGCAAAUGAUUUCCACUUGAAUAUAAAGUCAUUUUGCAAGGUUAGACUAGAGAUACAAGAGGAAGAUGCUACGUUAUUAACUAUUAUUCUUACAACAAUUUUUCCCACUGCGAAUGCUGGACAAAUAGAUCUUGCCAUCCAAUCUAGUAUGUUUGACCCUAAUAAAGUUAGUUCUUACUCCAGAACUACAUCUCUCUCGGAUGAGAAUGCUUUUGAUAAAAGCACAUAGCAGAAGAGUAAUGAACUAGGAGAGUAGCAGACUAUUGGCCGACCUGAAACGAUG